AUGGCCGGUCAGAUUACGAUCGGGAUUACUACGUUGCUGUUUAUCGCAGUUGCGGUUGCCGAACAGUCGACGAUGCAGUAUGACACCAUCGUGGUGGGGUUAGGCGCAGCGGGGGUGACCGCUGCUUCGACCCUGGCCAGCGCGGGUCGAAAGGUGCUAGGCUUGGAGGCGCAGGGUCGCAUCGGCGGCAGGGUCCACACAGUGCCCUUUGGCGAUGGCGUGGUCGAGCUAGGCGCAGAGUGGAUCCACGGCCAACACGGCAGCAGAGUGUACGAGACGGCGGUGAGGAACAACGUGACGGUGCUGUCUCAGAACCUCACCCUCGACGUGUACCGCUCUGACGGCAGUCGGGCGGAUUCGGUGCUGGUUAACGAGCUGGUCGAAUACUGCCUCUCCGCCGUGGAGGCGGCUGCGUACGAGACCGUACCCUUGGGAGAAUUCAUCACUAGGAAACUGAAGGAGACCAGGCCCGAGCUCCUGGAGGACGAAGACUUCCUCGAUUCGUUCCUCGACCUCAUGGACCUGGUGGUGGACAACUACGAGGGCUCGGACAGCUGGUACGAUGUCAGCUCGCGCACCGACUACGAGGAGUUGGGCGGUGACCAGCACCUGAGCUGGCACAGGCACGGAUACAAGACCUUCUUCGAGCUGAUGCUUAACACAUAUCAGGGCGGGCCGGGAUAUCCGAAUCUGGACAUUAAACUGAACGCGGAAGUGUCGAAAAUCGCUUGGCCCCAACGCCCAUCGGAGCUGGUGCAAGUAACGUGCGCGGACGGACAGACGUACAAAGCGAACAACGUCAUAGUGACCGUUUCGGUUGGUGUGUUAAAGGACAGACACCGGUCGCUUUUCGAACCGCCCCUUCCUGAGGCCAAGGUACUAGCCGUCUCGCGCCUGUCCAUGGGCACCGUUGACAAAGUGGUCCUCGCGUUCCCCCAUCGCUGGUGGCCGGACCACGAGAGCUACUGGUUCCGGCAGACGAGACUCGAGAGGGAACGGGAACUGAACGAGACCGGCUGGGUCAAUUACUUCGCUUCGUCCGCCAUGGGCUCCAGGAACGCGAUAAGCGUGUGGCACGCCGGUAGAACGGCGCGGCUGGUCAGUGAAUGGGGCCCGGUGAUGCGGGGUCCGGUUGGGCCUGGUCGUGCGAUGCAUGCGGGACAUACAGGGCACGCGAGCCUCUUCACUCCCCCAGUGCCUAAGGUCAAAGUGAAAGCCAUAAACAGCCUCACGAUGGGUGUCAUGGAUAAGAUCGUUUUCACCUUCACAAAACCCUGGUGGCCCACUUCGCACACCUUCUUCGGGUUCCUUUGGAGGCCCGAGGAUAGGAGGAAGGUGGCGAGGGAGGAUCGCUGGACGACCAGGAUAUUCGGAGCGAGCUCUCCCUUGGGAUCCGGGAACACGCUCACGCUGUGGACCAGCGGGGAGUCCGGGAAAUUGGUAGAAACUUUACCCGAGGACUUGGUCAAGAGGAAAUCCGUCGAGCUCCUACAGAAGUUCCUCGGUGCCAACGUCACCGUGCCAGAGCCGACUGGAAUGAUCAGAACGACGUGGUAUUCGAACCCAUACACUAGGGGUAGUUACACUUUCGACAGCAUGGAGUCAAUGAAGUACCCAGACUCCAGAAAGGACCUUGGUACACCCCUAUUAGACAGUGCUGGCACCCCUAGAGUUCUCUUUGCGGGUGAGGCGACCAACCUCAGACACUUCUCGACUGUCCACGGUGCCAGCGAGACUGGCUACAGGGAGGCGAUGAGGUUACUGCCUUCUAGUAAAAUU
Iphiclides podalirius (scarce swallowtail) is the source of this 1779-nucleotide messenger RNA. Lineage: Eukaryota; Metazoa; Arthropoda; Insecta; Lepidoptera; Papilionidae. The record is from the annotation of a GenBank genome assembly.